Messenger RNA from Schizophyllum commune H4-8, 3373 nucleotides. RefSeq names its product NAD-dependent glutamate dehydrogenase. Bases 46 to 3162 code for a protein of 1038 amino acids. Gene Ontology annotation, cellular component: mitochondrion. The transcript is spliced from 15 exons. The record is from RefSeq and is a predicted model, not a curated record. NCBI's taxonomy places the organism in Eukaryota, Fungi, Basidiomycota, Agaricomycetes, Agaricales, Schizophyllaceae. Gene Ontology annotation, molecular function: L-glutamate dehydrogenase (NAD+) activity.
GUUUUCUCUCCAUUCACCAUCCUCCUCUUGUCCCGAACCACCACCAUGUCUGCCGCCGACGCGCUCCGUGUUCCCGGCGACGCGCCCGUCCAUCGCGUCAAGAACCAGCCAGGCUACACCACGCCCGUCUUCGAGGGCAAGGACGAGCAACGUGCGCGCGUAGAGAAGGAGGUCGCUGCCAAGGGCUUCAUCCCCAUCCCGCUCGUUGCUGGCGAAGUCAACUGGUUCUACUCCUCGCUCGGUAUCGAUGACACGUACUUCGCGAACGAGGCCGUCCCUGUCAUCGCCGAUCACAUCAUUGCUCUCUUCGGCGCCAAGGUCCUGGCAUACACAAAGCACGACCCGCGCGCGCUAGUCAUCGACCUCGAGCGGAUCGACGACUCUGGCAAGGGCGCUACUUUCAUCCACACCAGCAAGCCAGGUACUACCAGUACGGAGGGCCCCGGGUCCGUCUGUGAGGCAAGGAUCGAUGAGAUCUUCCUGGACAAGUCCACGCCAGAGAACGCCUACCGCCUCGAGACCUUCCGCUCCGCGGGCGCGAUCAGCGCGACCGCGAGCCAGCAGCUGCGCUGUUACUUCGUGACUCGCUGCGAGUUCCCAAACACCCCCGCGAAGAAGAACGCGGAUGGCUCGACGGACAUCCGCAGCGUGUCGAACAAGAGCUUCCUCGAGAAGGCGACCGACAACACGCUCGAGAUCUACCAGCAGGUCAUGCGCAACGUCGAGACGCGUUACGGUCCCGUGAUCGAGGUGUUCAAGGUCGAGGGCUCGCGCGAGCACCGGCUUGUGAUCGGGUACAAGAUGGGUGGUACGCGCAGCUACUUCAGCGCGCUCAGCCAUCUUUACCACUUCUACUCGCUAUACUCGACGCGCAAGUACGUCGAGCAGUUCGCCAAUGGCGUCACAAUCAUCUCGAUCUACCUCAACCCGCUACCGCUGGAUCAGCUCGAGGGCAACAAGCGUCCGCCACCGAUCGAGCACUCGAUCUUCCAGGUCAUGAAGGAGGCCAGUCUGCUCUACUGUCUACCGGACAACCCCUUUUUCGGCGUCACCGAGAGCGAAGAGGGCCCAGGGCAUGCCGUCCAGGAAGCGACCUACGCUUACUGCGGCUGGAUCUUCGCGCAGCACUUUACGAACCGCCUCGGCGCGACCUACCUCCAGCUCAAGAAUCUCCUCACCGAAUCAGACCCCGUACACGCGGAGGUCCUGAACACCAUCAAGCGCCGCUUCAGGGACGAAACCUUCACGCGCGAGGUUAUCCUGCAGGUCAUCCUUCGCUGGCCCGAGUUGAUUCGCAUGCUGUACGUCAACUUCGCCAUGGUGCACUAUCCGAAUACAUCUGCCGACCAGGCGGAGAACUUGAUGCCGACGCUGUCGUACCAACGGCUGCAGACUGCGCAGCCUCUGAACGACGUCGAGCUGUACGAUCACAUUCGUCGUACGGUGCACGACAAGCAGGAGCUUCAGGUCUUGGAGAGCUUCUUGAUCUUCAACAAGAACGUGCUCAAAACGAACUUCUACCAACCGACCAAGGUCGCGCUGUCCUUCCGUCUCGCGCCAGAGUUCCUGCCCGAGAUCGAGUACCCGAAGAAGCCCUUCGGCAUCUUUCUCAGCAUCGGCAACGAGUUCAGAGGGUUCCACAUCCGCUUCCGCGAUGUCGCUCGUGGAGGCAUUCGUUUGGUCAUGUCGAGGACGAGGGAAAACUACUCUAUCAACCAGCGCAUGCUCUUCGAUGAGAACUACGGGCUGGCGUCGACGCAGAACCUGAAGAACAAGGAUAUCCCGGAGGGUGGCGCGAAGGGCACGAUCCUGCCAGCGAUUGGGGCCAAUCCUCGGCUGUGCUUCGAGAAAUAUGUUGAUAGCAUCAUCGACCUUCUCAUUCCGGGCCAGAGCCCUGGCAUUAAGGAGCGCCUGGUCGACCUUUAUGGUCAGCCAGAGAUCUUGUUCUUCGGCCCAGACGAGGGCACAGCAGACAUGAUGGACUGGGCUGCAUUACACGCUCGCGACCGCGGUGCAGAGGCAUGGUGGAAGUCCUUCACCACUGGCAAGAGCGCAGAGACGCUCGGUGGCGUACCGCACGACACGUACGGCAUGACCUCGCUGUCGAUCCGGCAGUACGUGCUAGGUAUCUACAAGCAACUUGGCUUGAGGGAGAAGGAUAUCACGAAGGUGCAGACGGGUGGUCCUGACGGUGACCUUGGUUCGAACGAGAUUUUGCUCAGCAACGACAAGACUGUCGCCAUCAUCGACGGUAGCGGUGUAGCUGCGGACCCGGCAGGGCUGAACCGCGAAGAGCUCAUCCGCCUGGCAAAGGCGCGCAUUCCGAUCGGCAACUUUGACAAGAGCAAGUUGUCGAAGGACGGCUACAUUGUCAAGGUGGAAGAUCAGGAUGUGAAGUUGCCUUCUGGCGAAGUCGUCGUGGAUGGCACUGAUUUCAGGAAUGGCGCGCACUUGCGCUUCAAGGCCGACUUGUUCGUGCCUUGUGGUGGUCGUCCCGAAGCCGUCAACAUCUCGAACGUCGCCGCGCUCGUCGAUUCGGAGGGCAAGCCGCACUUCAAGUACAUCGUCGAGGGCGCGAACCUCUUCCUCACGCAACAAGCCCGCCUCUACCUCGAGAAGCACAAGGUCAUCCUGUUCAAGGACUCCAGCGCCAACAAGGGCGGCGUCACCUCCUCCUCCCUCGAAGUCCUCGCCGGCCUCGCCCUCGCGACGAACGAGUACGUCGACCUCAUGAUCUUCAAGGACGGUCAACCCUCGGCUUUCUACCAGUCCUACGUCAAGGACAUCCAGCAGAAGAUCACCGAGAACGCCGCGGCGGAGUUCCUUUGCAUCUGGCGCGAGCACCAGCGGCUGCGCGGGGCGAAGCCGCGCACGACGAUCUCGGACGAACUGAGCACGACGCUGAACAACCUGCAAACGGAGCUCGAGGCGUCGGAUCUGUUCGACGACGAGCCGAGCAAGCGGGGCGUGCUGGGGCGCGCGAUCCCGAAGACGCUCGUAGAGAAGGUGGGGCUGGACGAGCUGAUGAGGCGGCUGCCGGAGAGCUACCAGCGCGCGCUGUUCUCGAGUUGGGUGGCGUCGCACUUUAUCUACAAGUACGGCGUGAACGCGUCGAGCGUGGACUUCUUCCACUUUGCGCGGGAUUUGGCAGUGCACCAGUAGGUAGCUGAUGCAGGGCGCAUGAAGCCCACGGACAGUCGUCAUCCAAAAUGUGUAUUCUUGUAUAUUAGAGCAUCUGUACUUAUAAUAAUGGCUUCCUCGAACAUAUCGCUGGACUUGCUGGGAACGAAAGAGUCGGUGCCGAGUUGUGGGUCCAGUCACGUGUGUUGUUCGGCUUUUCCCGGGAAUACGAACUUGGCACGUGCUCAACUUC